This is a messenger RNA of Humulus lupulus (European hop), 2897 nucleotides long. RefSeq names its product telomere repeat-binding protein 4. NCBI's taxonomy places the organism in Eukaryota, Viridiplantae, Streptophyta, Magnoliopsida, Rosales, Cannabaceae. The transcript is spliced from 10 exons. Bases 508 to 2586 code for a protein of 692 amino acids. The record is from RefSeq and is a predicted model, not a curated record.
UUUUGGUAAAACCGCAAACUUUUCGGACAUUUAUACCCUUUUACUCGAUGGUCCGGUUUUGUGGUCAGAAAAUUUGCAAUAUGAUAUAUAUAGAGAGGAAGAUAUAAGGGGUUUAAGCACUGUUCUCUCUCUCUCUCUUUUUGUGGUUUUUGUAUAUAGAUAUAUAGUGGUGGGGUUUUGUUUUGGCUUUGUCAUUUCAAAAAAAAAAAAAAAAUUGUUCAUGAUAAACAAAAUAGAGAGAUAAAUGAAGGGAGAGAUUCUUCUUCUCAAUUCUGAAUUCAUCAAUUCUCUUAAUUCUUUUUCAUUUCAUGGUAGAUCUAUCUGUUGAUACAUUAUUCGUUUAAACGAUUUGUCUCUGGAAAAAUUUGGCAUCAUGAGGAGAAUUUGAUGAGAUACUGUUACACCCAGAAGUACAUUUUCUUGUACACCCAGAAGAACAUUUUCUUUUACAGUCUGAGAACAGCCAAGAUAAUGCAAUGGUAAUGAUUUGAUGAGUCCUUAUUGGAUAUGGUGUUGAAGAAAAGAUUAGAAUACGGAUUCCAUGGCUUCCAGGUCCCCACAAUACCUAGAGCUCCCAGAUCAGCUAGGAGGAGGGGCCCAAAUAAGAAGAAAACAGAGGAUAGUCAAAUUUGUGCAUUUGAAUUAUUGGCUUCUUUAGCUGGCAAGUUACUGCAGGAGAGUGAAAGUUCUUCUGCUUGUAGUAAUGCUUCGGAAGGAAAUCAUCGAAGUUAUAAUGAAGGCGUUAUUAAGCAUGAGAGACAUGCUGAAGAUACGCUAUUGAAAGAAGCGUGUUUUGACCAGGGGAGUUCUGAAGAGAGCGCUUUUGCAUCUGAGAUCUCAUCACAAGACAUUGAUCAGAAGUUACUUUCAAAGAGAUUCUUACAUUCUGAGAGAGAUGCUGUUUCAGAACGCACUUCAAAUCGAUCUGACUUGGUUGAAAAAGUCAGUGAUGAUAUGAAUACUGUCAUCCGUAAUGUUAUGCCCACAUUCCAUUGUUGUCCUCCUAAAGUAGAGCGAGGCUGCCCUCUUAGUGAGGAGUCUUGUCAUGCUCAUGUAGAGACUGGAAGCUUGAGUAAGGCUAACCCAUGCAACUCCAAGGACCCAAUGGAGUUGCAAGUAGAAUUUCCCACAACGAUCAAUUUGGUCAAUGAUGUCCAAUUGCCAUCGCUUAGGGAACAUGUUCCUAAUGCUUCUUUUUCCAGGCAUAGGAAUGACAUUAAAUUAGUUGGUAGAGAUGAUGACGAAAAUUGUUCAGGACACAAUAAAUCCAGCACAAAAGUAAAAGCCUUUAGGCCUUCUGCACGGAUCGGAGACCGUAAAAUAAGAAAGUUGCUUACAUCCAAGUACUGGAAGGUGGCUCCAAAAUUGAGGGAUUGCGAAGGCUUUAGAUCUGAUGGUGGAAUGAAACCUCUGUAUAACAAGAGAAAAAGCGGUUACAGCCGCGACAGAUAUCAGCAUAACACUUUCUAUAAGAGGAGGAAAUUAUUUGACCGUAGCUCAGUGGUGCUAUCUGAUGGAGGGUUCAGUAGUGAAAGUGUUUCGAACUCACCGGAGAAGGGAAAAAGUGGGGAUAAGAAUGGCUUUAAUGGAAUGUUACAUGGAGCUGGAGUUUCUUCUUCAGUCAUUAGUCGCCAAGCAUCUUUCCACUCUAAGGAUUCUCAUGUGAAAUUAAGUAUAAAAUCCUUCAAGAUACCAGAGCUUUUUAUUGAGGUACCAGAAACUGCAACCAUUGGUUCAUUGAAGAGGACAGUCAUGGAGACAGUUACUGCUAUUCUUGGAGGUGGGUUACACGUUGGGAUACUUCUUCAAGGGAAAAAGGUUAAAGAUGACAAUAAAACUCUUCACCAGACUGGUAUUUCAUGCAAAGACAAUCUCGAUGGGCUUGGUUUUACACUAGAGCCCAAUACUAUGCCGGUUUGUCCUUCCAUGUACACUGACGAUCCGCUUCCUUCUUUGUCAUGUGACGAACCUGAACCAUUGAGGUCCAUGGGCACACCUCUUGUAGAUUCAGUGAUUUCCGAUGCCUUGCUUGAAACCACUUUACCCUUGACCAAUAUAGAAACUCUUGUUGAAAGUAAUCCUGAAUCAGUUUCCUGCCAUAGUGACUCAUUAACUGAUAACAUCACAUCAGAUUCCCGAGCUCUAGUUGUGGUUCCUGCAAUAAGCAUGGAGGCACUAGCUGUUGUUCCUGCAAACCCAAAAUCUAAAAGAUCUUCUGAGCUUGCACAGCGUCGUACCAGAAGACCCUUCUCUGUGUCAGAAGUUGAAGCAUUAGUUCAAGCAGUUGAGGAACUUGGAACUGGAAGGUGGCGUGACGUUAAAUUGCGUGCUUUUGAGGAUGCUGAUCAUCGAACUUAUGUAGACUUGAAGGAUAAAUGGAAGACAUUGGUUCACACAGCGAGAAUUUCUCCUCAGCAAAGGAGGGGAGAACCCGUUCCUCAGGAACUCUUGGACCGGGUAUUGGCCGCUCAUGCAUACUGGUCUCAGCAUCAAGCUAAGCAACAGGGCAAGCAGCAGAGCGGUACUCUGAAGAGUACAGACUCUCCAGUAGACAGAAAUGGUGUGGAAGGUAGUCAUUCAUCAUGAUGUAAAGGUAAAGGAAACUCAAGCAAGAAAAUAAUGUUGACAGAAACAGGGGAAACAAAACAAAUGUACAAAUCACCAAACUUUGUAAUAUUCUCACUCACUUUAUUCAUUGCCAACUUCAUUGUCAAUAGAGAUUGGCCUUUGUAAAUGAUUUGUUGGAAUAAGAUGAUUCUAACAAGAACUUAAUUUGUCUUUUUGUAGAUUUAAUUGAUUCAUUUCCACAAAUUUGUGAUGUAGAAAUUUGAAAGGACAGUAAUGUAGCCCUUGUAUUGUCUUUAAUAAGUCUUUUUUUCCUCUUCUUUUGCUCUUAA